UAGAGGCCGGCUGGCGGGGUCCGGCUCAGAGCGCCCUCCUCUCGCAGCGAGGCUCGCUCUCCCUCUCCAGGAGAACUUCGGCCGCCGUUCGCCCGAGCCGCUCCGCCGCCCGCCACCAUGGGCAACUGCUUCUUCGGCAUCAAGGACCACCGCCCGCUGCCCGUCCUGCUGGUCCUGCGCGUCUUCCUGCCGGGCGCCCCCGGCAAAAGUUGCCGAGUGGCCGUGCUGGGCUCCGGCGGCUGCAGCCGCAUGGCGCUGGUGAAGAAGUGGAUCCGAGACAACUUCCACGGCUCCCGCCUGCCCAGCCUGGAGGCCAUCUACCGCCUGGUGGACGCCUUCGCGCGCAACCCCGAGCGGGCCAGCGGCCAGGGCGGCAUCCGCUGCUUCCUGGGCGGCCACCGAUUCAGCUUCCCGCUGUCCCGGUCCCCGGUGAUCAUCCUGGUCUACGCGCCCAACAAGAAGCCCACCAUGGAGGACAUGAAGUCCAUCUGCGACCUGAUCCGAGAGAUCCAGAGCCACAACCUGUGCCACCGCUACGCCGUGCUGCUGCUCCAGGGACCCGCCACCGCCACCGCCGCCACCGCCACCGCCACCGCCACCGCCGCUGCUGACCGCGAGGGAGCGCACGGACCCCGCGCCGCUGGAGAGGAGUCCGCUCGGGCCCGCGAGCGCCCCCAGAAUCUGGGGCAGCGCCCCGGCGCCGAGGGCCGAGCUGCUGCUGAGUCACCCGAGAAAGCCCACUGCCCCCGCGACCCCAAGGGAGAUGGCCACGACGACGGCAAGGCCGGUCCCCGGGGCCGCCCCGAGUGAUGGGGCCUCCCCCGCAGCUGAUGAGCGCAACGCGCG
Sorex fumeus (smoky shrew) is the source of this 846-nucleotide messenger RNA. RefSeq lists its product as uncharacterized. Bases 118 to 810 code for a protein of 230 amino acids. NCBI's taxonomy places the organism in Eukaryota, Metazoa, Chordata, Mammalia, Eulipotyphla, Soricidae. The record is from RefSeq and is a predicted model, not a curated record. The transcript has a single exon.